Messenger RNA from Microthlaspi erraticum, 1440 nucleotides. The record is from the annotation of a GenBank genome assembly. NCBI's taxonomy places the organism in Eukaryota, Viridiplantae, Streptophyta, Magnoliopsida, Brassicales, Brassicaceae.
AUGGGUGAUUCUCGUCUUCUCCGACUCCCCAGCGUCGCUGUUGGGAUUGUCUUGCUACACCUCUUUGCUUUCUCCUCUCUCGUCUCAUCUGAUGAACUUCUGUUCGUUGUGGGAGAAACCAAUGAGAUUCAAGUGACUCCUAGUGUAGAGGUUAAGGCUUCUCCUGGACUGAAGCCAGAUAGAACAGCUCUAUGUGAGAGGAUACACAUCCGUGGACUUCGAAGGUUUAAACAUAUGGACAAGUAUGCACAUUCUCUGAAGCUAAUCGUUAACGCCUCAACCAGUGGGAAAAUCAGUAAUGUCGACGUUUGCUUCCACAGGAAUCUGUCGCGUGCAGUCGGAAUGUGCCCUCAGAGUCGGUGGGAGAAAGUUUCUAAAGGUUUAUGGAUUCAGACAAUGUCACCCUUCGACCACAAAGUGCUUGAUGUAAGAAGUGCUAGCUCAUCCAAUGUCACUCUGGAAGUCUCUGCUGUUGAAGAAUUCUAUAUGUACCGCAUAGUGUUCCUAAUCCUUGGUAGCGUUUUGCUGGCUUCGGCCUCUACGCUGAGCAACUCAUUAGUCUUUUACUAUAGUAGUGCCAUGGCUGUUGGCAUUCUCCUUGUUGUGCUGCUGGUUCUCUUUCAGGGGAUGAAGCUUCUACCAACUGGACGGAGCUCGUUUGCAUUAUUCAUAUACUCUUCCCUGCUUGGUGUAGGUGGUUUCCUUCUUCGCUACAUACCUGGUUUAUUUCAAACUCUGCUAACAGAGAUGGGAAUCGACGAAGAAAUGUAUACACCUGUAGCGAUUUUCGUGGGGGUGUUUCUAUCUUUGGGUGGAGCCUUUUUUGGAUUCUGGACUGUGAGGAAACUGGUUCUGACCGAAGAUGGCUCCAUUGACAUAAGCACUUCACUAUUCGUUUCUUGGUCCAUCCGGAUUUUGGCCGCGGUGUUGAUUCUGCAGAGCUCCAUAGAUCCUUUGCUUGCUGGAGGAUCACUAAUAUCUGUGAUUAUUGUGUCAUCGAGUUUAAAGAAGAUCUCUAGAUUGAAGUUUCUACUACCUUUAUUUGAGAUUCCAAUGAAUUUACUGAUAGGAAUCUGGGAGGCAAUUCGUUAUGCUGAAGUACCAGCUGUCCCUGGAUAUCUACAUGACUUCAUGCAAAAGAGUCCUGAUGCUUCUGAAUUUGGCAGCCGUGUUUCUUCAUCAGGAGGGAUGAGACGAGCUCCACCGUCUGAGUCAGAUACUUUCGCUUCCACUUUCCAUAAAACUCCUGAAAGGACCAAACUAUCUAAAGAAGAGUGGAAGAAGCUCACUAAGGACAGCACUACAAAGGCGGUUAAAGAAUUGGUUUCUUCGCCUGAAUUUAGCAGAUGGGCAGCUUCAAAUGCGGAUAGGAUCAGUGUAGCUCCAAGAAAAGGGUCUGGUAGCAAAGACCGGCCUCGGAAAUGGUUGGGUUGGUUCUGA